CCAAAGACUGAAAGGUCACUAGUAGAGGCUAGAGUAUUUCGUGGGUUUGACCUAUCACCUCCAAUGCGAAAAUACGUGCUCUAAAAUACUCAAACUCUUUACAGGUUGAGUAUAGCAGUUUAACAGUAUCUUCAACAAGGUCUCGAGUUACAUAUGUUUCGUGUUAAAGUGCAGUGUAAGUGAAGUUACAACUUUGCGGUGCAUCGCCUAAAAGUCAUGGCUCUUGUAGCCAGCUCCUGGCGAGAGACAUCCUUAGGUAACCCGGUGAGCCUGAACUCUUUGCCCAACGGUUUGAAUCCUUUACCUCAGACUAGUACUUUAACUCCUUUACCCACCAACAUUAAUCCUAUUAAUCUUGAAACAUCCGAUCCUUCGCUGAUCAAUCGACAAACGCCGUCACAAAACUCACAAAAUAGUAAUAACAGUGUAGAUAAGAACCAGAACAUUGAGUGUGUUGUGUGUGGGGACAAAAGUUCUGGUAAACACUACGGACAAUUCACAUGCGAAGGAUGCAAAUCAUUUUUUAAAAGGAGUGUUAGAAGAAAUUUAACGUACUCAUGUCGAGGGAGCCGAAAUUGUCCGAUAGAUCAACAUCAUAGAAACCAGUGCCAAUAUUGUCGUUUAAAAAAAUGUAUGAAAAUGGGCAUGCGGAGAGAAGUAUCUGGCUCAGCACAAAAAUCUGCUGUGCAGCGUGGCAGAGUACCACCGUCGCAGCCUUCGCUUCCAGGUUUACCAAAUCAGUUCCUUAACUCAACAGACUCGAUGAAUACAUCUCUAAGCAACCACACGUACCUCAGUAGUUACAUAUCACUAUUAUUAAGAGCAGAGCCGUACCCUACGAGUCGAUAUGGUCAAUGUCUGCAAAGUAAUAACAUUAUGGGCAUUGACAAUAUAUGCGAGUUAGCAGCGCGGCUGCUAUUCUCAGCAGUAGAAUGGGCAAGGAAUAUACCGUUCUUUCCAGACCUCCAAGUAACUGACCAGGUGGCAUUACUUCGAUUAGUUUGGUCGGAGCUGUUUGUGUUAAAUGCCAGCCAGUGUUCCAUGCCUCUCCAUGUGGCGCCCCUUAUUGCUGCUGCAGGUCUUCAUGCAUCACCCAUGUGUGCAGACAGGGUUGUGCAAUUUAUGGAUCACAUUAGGAUAUUUCAGGAACAAGUAGAAAAAUUAAAAGUUUUGCAUGUAGAUUCGGCAGAAUAUUCCUGUUUGAAGGCUAUAGUACUGUUUACCACUGAUGCAUGUGGGUUAAGUGAUAUCGCUCAUAUCGAAUCCAUACAGGAAAAAUCCCAGUGUGCUCUAGAGGAAUACUGUAGGUCGCAAUAUCCAAAUCAACCUACCCGAUUUGGCAAAUUACUAUUGCGUUUGCCAAGUUUAAGGACAGUUAGUUCCGCAGUAAUAGAACAAUUAUUUUUUGUAAGGUUGGUUGGAAAAACUCCGAUCGAAACCUUAAUACGAGAUAUGCUUUUAUCUGGUAGUUCUUUUUCAUGGCCAUAUAUGUGAUAUUUAAAAGUGUACUAGUAAAACUAGUCAGUACUGUACUUUUUUAUGUUAAUCAAUACAUGCAUAUGUAUCAACCAGUUACUAUUAAACAUAUAUUUAAAAA
Messenger RNA from Diabrotica virgifera virgifera (western corn rootworm), 1597 nucleotides. It is a transcript of the gene svp, whose product is annotated as steroid receptor seven-up, isoforms B/C. The record is from RefSeq and is a predicted model, not a curated record. Gene Ontology annotation, molecular function: nuclear receptor activity; RNA polymerase II cis-regulatory region sequence-specific DNA binding; zinc ion binding. The transcript is spliced from 7 exons. Gene Ontology annotation, biological process: regulation of transcription by RNA polymerase II; anatomical structure development; cell differentiation. Bases 217 to 1494 code for a protein of 425 amino acids. NCBI's taxonomy places the organism in Eukaryota, Metazoa, Arthropoda, Insecta, Coleoptera, Chrysomelidae.